AUGAAGAAAUUGAAUAUUGAAUGCACUGGUGAAAUUGAAAAUACAGUGAAUAAUGCUAUUGAUUCCAUCAAUGAUGAGCUUCGUGCUAUUAGCUUGGAUUUGCAUGAAAAUAUGGAGACAGGAAUGAAAGAAGUUCAUGCUCAUUAUGUCCUCACAAAGUAUCUCGAAAAGAAAGGAUUCAAAGUGACACGCCAUGCCUAUGGUAUGAAUACUGCCUUUACUGCUGAAUACAGUAAUGGACCCGGUAGAAGAAUUGGUGUCUGUGCAGAGUAUGAUGGCCUUCCCGGUUUGGGACAAGGUUGCGGCCACAACUUGAUUGCUAUCAGCGGCUUGGCUACAGCCAUAGGUAUCAAAGCUGCCUUGGAGAGUGGUAAGGCCUCUGGAAAGGUCAUCCUCUUUGGUACUCCAGCUGAAGAAUUAUCUAUUGGCAAGAUCGUGCUUGUUCAAAAGCGUGCCUUCCAAGAUAAUGUUGAUGUUUGCUUGAUGCUCCAUCCAGCUGCAGUUAACCAUCAGUAUGGCAAAAUGAUUGCUAUUCACGAUGUUCGUGUCGAAUUCUUUGGUAAGCCUAGCCAUGCUUCUGCAUCACCUUGGGAAGGUGUCAAUGCACUGGAUGCUAUCGUUCAAGUGUGGAACAAUGUCAGUAUGCUUCGUCAACAGUUAAUGCCUACAGACAGGGUCCACGGUAUUGUUACAAAUGGCGGUCAAGCCCCCAAUAUUAUUCCUGAAUACACAUCUGCCUUCUUCUUUGUUCGUACGACCAAGGCAUCACAAGCAGGUCGUUUAAUAAAGAAGAUGGAGGACUGCUUUGAAGCUGCUGCAUUAGCCACUGGCUGUCAAGUCAAGUAUACCUGGCGAGAGAUUGGUAUCACCAAAGAUGUGAUCCAAAACUCUGUAAUGGCUGAUACAUAUGCACACUACAUGGAAAAGUAUGGUAUCCAGUUCCCACCAAGAUACGAACAAGAAAGUGGAGGAGGAGGAUCUACUGACAUGGGUAAUGUCAGUUAUGAGGUACCCGUCAUCCAUCCGUUGUACGGUAUCCACACCACUGCUGCCAACCAUACAGUUGAAUUUACAGCUGCAGCCAAGACAAUUCAAGCUCACAAGGAUACGAUCACUGCUUCCAAGUGUCUUGCUGCUACUGGUGUUGAAGUUUUGCUUAAUGAGCAAUAUUACAAGAAAGUUCAAGAGCAGUUCAAGAAGGAUCUUGCUGAACAUUAA
Rhizopus microsporus ATCC 52813 is the source of this 1218-nucleotide messenger RNA. RefSeq lists its product as uncharacterized. Gene Ontology annotation, molecular function: dipeptidase activity. The coding region runs from base 1 to 1218 and encodes 405 amino acids. The transcript has 6 exons. The record is from RefSeq and is a predicted model, not a curated record. NCBI's taxonomy places the organism in Eukaryota, Fungi, Mucoromycota, Mucoromycetes, Mucorales, Rhizopodaceae.